This is a messenger RNA of Salvia hispanica, 3017 nucleotides long. RefSeq names its product homeodomain GLABROUS 7 (gene HDG7). NCBI's taxonomy places the organism in Eukaryota, Viridiplantae, Streptophyta, Magnoliopsida, Lamiales, Lamiaceae. Gene Ontology annotation, molecular function: lipid binding; DNA binding. The record is from RefSeq and is a predicted model, not a curated record.
AUUUCAGAUUUCAGAAUCGGGGAAAAAAGAAAAAGCUUUUUCAUAAAGUGGUGCUUGAUUAGAAAUAAGAAAGAUAAAGGGGUUUAUAUUAUAGAUUCGAUUGGAAAAGUCUGCCGUAUUUUUUAAAUGUGAAAUGAAAUGAGGGCCCUUGAUACUUCGCUUUCGUCUGUAUUUAGAUAGUCAAAAACCUAGAAAUUGUGAAGUUGAUUAGGGUUUCAAGAUAAAGUUUUGAUCUUUAUGUGUGUGAGGAAGCUCCGUUGUCAUCUACCAACCCCGUUUAGGUGUUCUUAAAUUUUCUGGGGUUUUGGUUGGUGAAUAAGUUCAUCUCAUUCAGUAGGCAAACACUGAAUGCUUGUGGUGCUGAGGAGUUAGAUUUUUGCGUGUCUUAUAAUAACUAUUUACUGCUCAUAAACUCAUUUAUGGUGGAGAGGAGGGUAUGUGAGAGAAACAUUUUUUUUCAAAUUUUUAGUAGUGAUGAGCUUUGGGGGAUUUCCUAGUAAGAGUAGUGGAGAGAAUAUGGUUGCUGAUGGCUUAUUUUCAUACAAUGUUAUGUCAACUGCUGCAAAUUCUAUGCAAAUGUUUUCCUCUCCUCCCCUCUCUCUUGCCCUUCCCAAGAUGGAGAAUCUUGGGGGGAUGGGCUUGUUGGGGGAGAGUCAUGAGGGUGGUUUGAUCGGCAGAAUGAGGGAGGACGAGCUCGAGAGUAGAUCCGGCAGCGACAACUUUGAAGGCGCAUCGGGUGACGAUGACAAUCCUACUCAUAAUAAAGCUUCCAAAAGGAAAAAAUACCAUAGACACACUGCAUUCCAAAUUCAAGAACUCGAAGCUUCUUUUAAGGAUAAUCCACAUCCCGAUGAGAAAGCGAGAUUAGAGCUCGGGAAGAGACUCAGUUUGGAGGGCAGGCAGGUCAAGUUUUGGUUUCAGAACAGAAGAACACAAAUGAAGACUCAAUUGGAGCGGCAUGAGAAUUCAAUUCUGAAACAAGAAAAUGACAAGCUCCGGAUCGAGAACAUAGCCAUGAAAGAAGCCAUGAGAAGCCCGAUGUGUGAGAACUGUGGCAGUCCGGCCAUUCUUGGAGACGUACCUAUCGAGCAGCACCAUCUUAUGAUCGAGAAUGCAAGGUUGAAGGACGAACUCAGCCGACUGCACCACCUAGGAGACAAGUUCUUGGGAAGGACUAAUGGUUCCAUGCCGCCGCCAUUAAUGAGCAACUCAAGUUUGGAUCUCUCAGUUGGCAGAAAUGGAUUUGUUGGGAUGAACUCUAUGGAUGCUGGGACUGGGAUUCCUUUAGGACUUGAUUUUGGCAAUAGGAUGUCAAACUCUUUCCCCAUCAUGCCACCUAAUGGACCUCCCAUGAAUAUGGUGAACUCAAGUGCUCCUUUCGAUAAAUCGUUAUUUGUAGAGCUCGCGAUGGCUGGGAUUAAUGAGCUGAUAAAGUUAGCCCAGCUCGACAGCCCUCUUUGGUUCCGAAGCUUGGAAGGAAAUGGUGAAUCUCUGAAUCUUGAGGAGUACUCUAAGAUGUUUUCUCCUUGCAUUGGUGUAAAGCCCAACCAUUUUGUAACUGAAGCAACAAGAGCUACUUGUAAUGUGAUGAUCAACAGCAUGCAACUUGUGGAGGCAUUGAUGGACCCGAAGCAGUGGACAGAAUUGUUUCCAUGGAACAUCGGGAGUGCCUCGAUUCUUGACAUAAUUUCUCCUGGGAUGGCUGGAAGUAAAAAUGGAAUGCUGCAACUGAUGCAAGCCGAGUUCCAAAUUCCCUCACCUUUGGUUCCUGUCCGCCAAGUGAAGCUCAUUCGUUUCUGCAAGCAGCAUGGAGAGGACAUGUGGGCUGUGGUUGACAUCUCUGUUGAUUCUUUACUGCACGCUAUAACUGGAAAUGUCCCUGUCCAUUGCCGCAGACUCCCUUCCGGUUGCAUUGUGCAAGAUACGCCAAAUGGCUAUUCCAAGGUGACGUGGAUCGAGCACACUGAAUAUGACGAGCGCAUCACCCAUCAACUGUACCGGCCAUUACUGAGGUCCGGGAUCGCCUUUGGUGCCCAAAAGUGGCUGUCCAAUCUGCAUAGGCAAUGCGAACUUUUUGCUUCCAUCAUGUCGUCUGGUGGCGAUAAUUCGGUAGUCCCUCCUAGUGGCAAAAAGGGCAUCGUAAAGCUGGCGCAACGAAUGACGCGUGCCUUCUGUUCUGGCAUCUGUUCAACUGUAGACGAGUGGGAGGUAGUCCAGGAUGCGGACAACACCAAGCUGAUGACGCGGAAGAGCUCUGGUAAUAGUGGUGCGCCACCUGGCGUCAUAUUGAGCGCUUCAACGACCGAGUGGAUGCCCGUGUCGCCACAGCACUUGCUCGACUUCUUACAGGAUGAGAAAACCAGGAGCCACUGGGAUGUUUUAUCCCAAGACGGCCCCAUGCGAUCCAUGCUCCGUCUCCCCAAGGGCCACAAUCCCGACAACUACAUCUCCAUUCUCCAAACAAGCGCUGCUGCUAGCGCAGACGCGAACCAGAGCAACGUGCUGAUCUUGCAAGAAACGAGCGGAGACUCGUUGGGAGCGGUGGUGGUUCAUGCUGCUGUCCCGGCUGCAGAAAUGGACGUGGUGAUGAGCGGUGGGGACCCUGCUGGGGUGCCUAUCCUGCCCUCGGGAUUUGCGAUAUUUCCGGAUUGUUUCCCGGAGAGCGGGAACAGUGGCGGGGGAGGGUCGCUGCUGAGCAUCGGGUUCCAGAUACUGGUAAGCAACCUGCCCGCGGCGCAGCUGACGGUGGAGUCGGUGAACACGGUGAAGUCGCUCAUCGCUCGAACGCACCAGGGUAUCAAAGGCGGGCUGCAGUGCAACUGAUUUGGUGUAAUGGGGCAUGAAUUUGAGUCAAGAACGAACCUAUGUGGUCGAGAAUUAGUGGGGUUGUGGUUCGAGUAUUGACUCAAACAGACUGCCUCUUUGUAUUUACGGAGUAUCAUCUUAAUUUUUUUUGGAGAACAAGGUAUUGUGUGUCUUUUGCCAAUAGAUUUAUUUCUCUAUCUUAAAUUUGUGCA